UCGGUCCCUUUUAUUCUCUCAGGGGCCGGUGCAGUAUACAGAGACCUCCCUGCACCAGAGACAGCCGGGACAGGGGGCUGGAGACACCCGGGACUACACCCGGACAGACACCUGCUGCUGCUCACAGCUCCGCACCCGCACUAUCCGCACUGCUGGACCUCAUGGAUGUGCUGCUGCUCCUAGCCCUGCUGCCAGGCUGUCUCUGUGCAGUGACUGUCACCGUCCCACCGAAGGUUGAGGUUGCGUUUGGUCAUGAAGCCAUCUUCACGUGUCAGCCGAAGUUCUCCGGAUCUCCGAAAUACAGCGUGGAGUGGUCCUAUGUAGACCAGGAUGGACAGAGGACCCGCAUCGCGACCUUCAACGAUGGGAAGGCUUCAGUAGACCCGGACACACCAUUCAGCGGCAGAGCGGCCAUGCGUAGUGACAACAGUCUGGUCAUAAGUGACAUCCGUGUAAAGGAUGAAAGUGAAUUCGUUUGCAGAGUGAACACCGUGAGUGAAGGGACCGGCGAGGGCAGUGCUCAGCUGAAGGUUUUUGUGACGCCUUCGGCCCCAGAACUUUUAGUAAACACUCACAGUGUAUCCAUCACGGAACAAAUAGCGGCAGAGGUUGGAACCUGCACCAGUAGGAAUUCAUAUCCGGCACCAGCAAUCGAGUGGUACAAAAAUCAUGUUCUUAUGGAUGCGGGAACUGAGAAAACAGGAGACUUAUAUGUUUCAUCCCGCAUGACCGUUGAGGCAUCUGGCUUAUACACAGUCUCCAGCACGCUCUUCCUGAAGCCCACCAAAGCGGACGCCGAUGCAGUAUUUUCCUGUAAGGCUGUUUUCCCCCUACCAGGAGACUCCAAAAGUAACAUGGAGUCCAAGGAAUUCAAGCUGCCCCUCCACUAUUACACUGAAAAUGUGAAGUUAACCGUGUCCCCUGAGGUUCCCCUCAAAGAAGGAGACAAAGUGACUCUACAUUGUGAGGGAGAUGGGAACCCGGCCCCUACAUACUUGUUCCAGAAGCAAAAGGCUGGUGGUGCUGUGGACGACCUGGACUCUGGGUCAGAUGGAUUUUACAUUUUCCAGAACAUCUCUAGAGAGGAUAGUGGGACUUACAUCUGCGAAGCUCUGGAUUUUGACAGUCCUGACGAAAUUCUGCUUAAGAAGCAGAUAGACCUCAAUGUUCACUACCUGAAUCCUCUAACUCUCAUCCCAUCCGGAGAAGUCCACCAUUCUGUUGGGGAUAACGUUCCUCUUAACUGCAUUGGCGAUGGCUCGGAAAUACCCACCUUAGUCUGGAAGAAGGGGGAUAAAAUCCUUUCUAGCAGCAACAGGCAUCGCUUGCGCAAUUUAACCUAUGCUGAUUCCGGGGUUUACACUUGUGAAGCUACAGUCUCUACAGUGCCAGGACUGGUCAAAGAGGCGAGUGUCACCGUCGUUGUGGAAGGACCUCCAGAUCUCGGGCCUGAGAGUGAAUCAGUGGAUGUACCUUCUGAAGGUCACAUGUUAACAUUAUCUUGUUCAGCAACAGGAUACCCGGAGCCUGCGAUAAGGUGGAACCCAGCAGAGCUGCAGCCUACCCAGACAGUUUCUGGCAAAAUUGUAAAAAGCGAGGUUGCGUUCAAGGUCACGUCCAAGCUUAUUAAUGAUAUUUCAUGCACUGCAACAAAUUCACUUGGAACCAAAGAUAAAAAAUUCAAGCUGAGCAUCUCAAGCCUGGUGCCCCCAAGCACAGCGCCUGCCCAAGAACAAAGCGGUAGCAGCAGCACAGCCAUCAUCGCUGUGGUUGUCUGUGUUCUUCUCCUUCUUCUGGUGGUCGGUCUUUUCUUCAUCUUACAGAAAAAAGGAAAAUUGGCGUGUGGACGAUCAGAAAAACAACCUCUAUCUCAGGACCCGGCUUCAGCUGAACUCGCCGUGGAAUUAAAAUCAGAGAAACGAAAUGAGCAACGCGGCUUAUUGGGUUCCCGCGGAGGAGGAGGAGGAGGCCCGGCUGCAGAGUGUUAACAACCCAAGACCGAGAGCUUUCUUGUUCUAUGGAGACAGCGCCAUCUUAUGCGACCUGGAGGUCAGCUGACAUCUCCAGCCUGUGGAUUCAUGUUUUUCAUGACUUCUUGCACUUGAAACAGAAGAAAUAAAAUAAGAAAAUGCAAGGACUCAAUGUAUAAGAGAUCACGCAUCAAGAUCCCACAAAUUCCCAUUCCAAUUUUUGGGGAUGCAUUAUUCUAUUUUGGGGUCUUAUUCCUUUUUUUUUGUUGUUUUUUAUUUGUUUUUUUAUUUGAAGAACGUUUCAAGAUUCACUUACAAAGGUCUGUUAUUGGGUAUACUACCCUACCUAGUGUUGCCUUAAAUGGUGGUCGGCCAUUGCUGCAUUGCCCACCACAGACCUCAGUCGGUUACCCUUAUUUGUUGCAGGUUUUUUUUUUUAUCCAUAUGUUUUUGCUAAUUUUUUUACCUGUUUUUUUUUAACUUCCAAACUAUGUAAAUGAUUUCCUCUGUCCUACUGUUUGAAGCAGUUUUUUCCAGCAUGCCUUGGGGGGCAACAGAUCUCAGUGGGCUACUGUUACACUGGUCUUGGCCUGCUUCUGUCCGGCCUGUAUGUAUAUAAUGUAUUUCUCUAUGGUCAUUACACUGGUCAGA
Molecule: messenger RNA, 2621 nt
Organism: Hyla sarda
Lineage: Eukaryota; Metazoa; Chordata; Amphibia; Anura; Hylidae
Gene: BCAM
Product: basal cell adhesion molecule (Lutheran blood group)
Exons: 16
Coding region: 162-1988 (608 amino acids)
Cellular component (GO): plasma membrane
Source: RefSeq, a predicted model, not a curated record